Conger conger (European conger) is the source of this 2709-nucleotide messenger RNA. RefSeq names its product pre-mRNA-processing factor 39-like. The transcript has 14 exons. Gene Ontology annotation, molecular function: protein binding. Gene Ontology annotation, biological process: RNA processing; mRNA 5'-splice site recognition. Gene Ontology annotation, cellular component: U1 snRNP; commitment complex; U2-type prespliceosome. The record is from RefSeq and is a predicted model, not a curated record. Lineage: Eukaryota; Metazoa; Chordata; Actinopteri; Anguilliformes; Congridae. Bases 124 to 2310 code for a protein of 728 amino acids.
UAUUACGCAGUUGCCCUCGAGUAGAGAACUUGUUAGCAGAGAAUGUGGGAAGAGGAACGACACUUCUUUCCGAAGAGUUCUUUAUAAUAAUAAUAUAAUUACUUCAGUUUAAAGCGUGCUUUGAUGGACGAAUCUGAUCAGCCCUUUGCAUAUCAAACUGAAGAACCCAUCGCUGAUAUGCUGAACUCAGAACCCAUGGGGAUUUGCAGCAAUCCUGCCUCAGAAGAUUCGAGCGAUGGCUGCCAACCCGACACUCCUACCGUGGCCAGAGAUCCCACCCCUGCCCAGAGCCCGGGCUAUGAAACAGGCACAGCUCUGCCGGACGGAGGGCAAGACCCGAUGGAGCAGUCUGAACAGGACCGGGAGGGCCAGUCGGUUCUGGAUGGUUUGGAUCAGUCUGAGCCAGCCCAGCAGCUGGAGUUACCUGGACAGGACAGCCCCAGCAACAUGGAGCUGGAGGACACGUCCAAGGACGGCGUGGAGGCGGAGACGGAGACGGAAGCUUCCGAUCAGGAGCCGUCUUUCCCUGCUGAGUUUGACCGGUACAUGAAAGUGGUGGAGGAAAGCCCCGAAGAGUUUAACGGGUGGACUUACCUGCUGCAGUAUGUGGAACAAGAGAAUCACAUUGUGGCAGCCCGCACAGCCUUUGACUCCUUUUUUGCGCGGUAUCCCUAUUGCUACGGCUACUGGAAGAAGUACGCAGACAUGGAGAGGAGGCUUGGGGAGGUGAAGUUGGCGGAGGAGGUCUUUCGCCGAGGCCUGCAGGCCAUCCCGCUAAGCACGGACCUGUGGCUGCACUACAUCACCUUCCUAAAGGAGACAGCCGACCCCAGCGACACUGACACAGAGACCACUGUGCGAAACACGUAUGAGAGUGCAGUGAUGGCAGUAGGCACAGACUUCCGCUCUGACCGUCUCUGGGAGGCCUACAUUAACUGGGAGACGGAGCUGGGCAACUUGGCUAAUGCCACUGCCAUCUACGACCGUGUCCUUGCCAUCCCCACCCAACUCUACAGCCAUCAUUUCCAGAGGUUCAGAGAACACGUGCAAAACAACCUGCCAAAGCACUUCCUGUCACUGGAGGAGUUCGUCCAGCUUCGGAAGGAGUUGGCAGCAGCCAACGGACACGGCACUGAAGAAGCUCCAGAGAACACGGAGCAGGAGGACCUUCCACCUGGCACAGAGGACCUUGCCGACCCUGCUAAGCUUGUAACUGAGAUCGAAAACAUGCGCCACAGAGUGACGGAGUCUCGCCAGGAGGUGUACAAUCUCAACGAGCACGAGGUCAGCAAGCGCUGGACCUUUGAAGAAGGGAUUAAGCGGCCGUACUUCCACGUCAAGCCCCUGGAGAAAAGCCAGCUGAGCAACUGGAAGGAGUACCUGGACUUCGAGGUGGAGAACGGGUCCCUGGAGCGCGUGGUGGUGCUGUUCGAGCGAUGCCUGGUGGCCUGCGCCCUCUACGAGGACCUGUGGAUCAAGUAUGCGAAGUACAUGGAGAACCACAGCACUGACGCCGUGCAGCAUGUUUACAAGCGAGCGUGUACCACGCACCUUCCCAAGAAACCCACCAUUCACUUGCUGUGGGCUGCAUUCGAGGAGCAGCAGGGUAACGUAGACGAGGCCCGUGGGAUCCUGCGGAACCUGGAGGAGUCGGUGCCCGGCCUGGCCAUGGUGCGGUUGCGGAGGGUCAAUUUGGAGCGUCGGCACGGCAACCUGGAGGAAUCGGCCUCCCUGCUGCAGGACGCCAUCACGAACGGGAAGAACGUCAGCGAGUCGUCAUUCUACUCCAUCAAACUGGCACGGCACCUCUUUAAGGUGCAGAAGAGCUUGCAGAAGGCCCGGAAAGUGCUGCUGGAGGCCAUCGAGAAGGACAAGACGAGCCCCAAGCUGUACCUGAACCUGCUGGAGCUGGAGUACAGCGGCGACGUGAAGCAGAACGAGGAGCAGAUCCUGUCUUGCUUCGAUAGGGCCCUGAGCAGCCCACUGCCCCUGGAAUCACGCCUCACCUUCUCGCAGCGCAAGGUGGAGUUCCUCGAGGACUUCGGCAGCGAUAUCAACAUGCUUGUGACUUCAUACGACGAGCACCAGAAGCUCCUGAAAGAGCACGAAUCGACAAAAAGAAAAGCAGAAAAUGGCUCACAGGAACCUGAUCCAAAGAAACAGCGCACAGAUGACCACACGAUGGCUACAGGACCCAUGAUGCCCGACAUGCAGACCAACCACUCUGGCUACAAUUACAAUUGGUACCAGCAAUACAACUACCAGAACCCAUGGGGCUAUGGACAUUACUACCCCCCUCCUCCAACAUGAUGGAAGUCUGCACAAGAAGAAUAUCUGCUUAAAAACCAUCCUUUGUACCCUGGCCACCAAACAGCACCUUGUCAUCCUGUUGAUUGAUCUCCACAGCCUCCCCCCCCUUUUUAUACCAAGAGCUUCACAAAUGCAGUGGAAAUUUGUCUAUUACAUUUCUGGGGUUUUCUCUUCAAAAAUGCAGGGAAGAAUGUGUUUGUCACUUAAUUUGUUAAUUGUGGGGACUAGUAAAAAGCUUUGUGAAUUUAAAAAGCUGCAUCCCUUCUGUUUUAUUUGAUGUGCACCUCUUUUAAAAUGAUUAAAAUCUUUUCAAGUGAAGUUUGCUUUUUAAGAGAAAGGUGGAAAUUAAAUGACCUCAUGAUGUCAUGUAUUUCAUAAUAAAGGAUUAAUGUAAUUUAA